AUGUCAACUACAUCCCGCUCGCAGAGUCCUUCUCGUGCUCAUCGUGGGGAACACCCUGCCGAUACAGGCAAAGACCGACUUCCAUCGCGAUCCAGACAAGCAUCUCCCACGCACGUCCCGGUGGUCGAGUCCAAUGCUACAUCCAGACGCUCGUCUCCUUCGAAUCAUCCCGAGCGUGGUGGACCACCUCCUUUCCGAAGUCGCAGUCGAUCACCUGCCAACCAACUACCAUACCACCGGCCCUCCGGGCCACCGAGACGCUCCCCAUACCGAGACCAAGUAUAUCAAUCAGUCACGACGGACUUCGGGAAAGCGCAGGAAACCUCCGACCGCUUCCCGAGAAAAGAACCAUCCGAGAAUUCAAUGUCAGGGCCGUCUCGUUUUGGGAGGAACAUUCCAACUCAGCCUAGAAAUCUCGGCGUAAGCCAGUCUCCUCCAUUGGGUCCAUCCCAGGGUCCAAGAGGAGCACCACCUCAAAGCCGCGGAUCCCAUAACGCUUCCAUUCUUUCGGCACCGACGCGACCCCGCCACGGGCCCAGUUCCCGAGAUGGUUCCUGGAUGGGGGCCCCGAUGUCAGCGCGUCGUGCACCGCCCACCAUGCCGUCGCAUGGUGCUCCUUCGGGCCCUCGGGCAUCUCUCACUCCAUCAACACCAUUGGCGCCAGGGACAGGGUAUCGGCACCCUGGCACCCGUCAGAAUAGUUCAGUCUCUGCCAUUUCCUCCCCAGCGCCCAGAAAUCCUAAUUUUCUUGCUGGGUUAGGCUCAAUUAUCCCCGGGGGUAGAGCACUACCAUCCACACUAGAUGUCGGGACGGAGAAACGGCUCGCUCAGCUUGAGUCUGAUAAAGAGAAACUGCUUGAUCAAAUGCGCGAGACACAGAGGCCCAGAAGAUCAGGAUUGCGUGACUGGGACCGAUUGGACCGUGAGAGCUCAAUAUGUGCUCUGAAGAGUGAAUUGGCUGAGGGUCACCUCCAGCGUAUGGCCGAUGAAAGCACAGGUGGUGGGAUCAUGUAUUGA
Penicillium argentinense is the source of this 1017-nucleotide messenger RNA. RefSeq lists its product as uncharacterized. Lineage: Eukaryota; Fungi; Ascomycota; Eurotiomycetes; Eurotiales; Aspergillaceae. The coding region runs from base 1 to 1017 and encodes 338 amino acids. The transcript has a single exon. The record is from RefSeq and is a predicted model, not a curated record.